UAUAUCAAUCGCGUUAUAUCAUUAUGCGAGUCACGGAAAGGUUUGGGGAGAUUGUACGUUGAUUCAUUCAAUUAAUUGUAAUAGCAAUCAUGUAUUUUCAAUCGAACAAUACUAUCCAUUAAUAGAAAUAAAAUUCGUUUAGUGUGUAUUUUUAAUAUUUAGUAAAAAGAGAAAUAAAUGAACACAGUAUAAUGGAUGGCGAUUAUUAUUCAGCUCUCUAUACUUGGUUUGAAAAAUGUGGAAUAAUAUCAAACGUUCGGACCCAUCUCCGUCAAAACCUUGUAAAUGCUCUGAAGAGCAAGGAUACUACUCUGAGCAAGGACAAUACCUCGCCAAAAUCAGCAAAACAAUAUGUUUAUGAUUUGCUCAUCGCUGAAUAUUUAUGGAAUCAUAGUUACACAUAUACAUUGUCAGUAUUUGCCAGCGAAGCUCCCCUGCUCGUCAAUUUUUCCAAAAACUUGCCCAACUCUGACAGUCCUGACCGAAAAGAGAAGCUGCAGAAUGACUAUGUGCAACAUACACUUGAAACCUUAGGAAUUCAGCCCCAGGACUUGGUCGGCCAGCACGUCAUAAAAGAAUACACGGAUGUUGAUACUCCACUUUUGCUUGCAAUUCUCAAAUGCUUGAGUCAGUCACUGUUUAAUGCCAAAGAUCAAAACAACCUUGACCGUUCAGGGCAGAGUAGCAAACACAACUGCGAAACACAGACGGAUGGAAAUUACAAAAGUUCAUUAGAAUAUUCCAAAUUGGCAAUGGCUAAAAAAAAAUUAAUUCAACAGAAAGAAAUAUUUGCAGCUGAAUUGACUCAGAAAGAAGAUGAAUUGAGAAGACAAGCUUCUGUUAUGGAACUACAAAUGACAACGCUCAAUGACAAACUAGCCAGAGCUCAGAAUUUGAUGCAUUUGGUGAAUCUCAAGGAGAAAAAGUUGUCCGAGGACAAAAAAGAAGAUGAUCGCCGGAUUUAUCGUCGAGAGAUUGAAUUGUCAACGAAAGAAGAUUUACUCGUUCGAGAAGCAGAGAGAUUACAGAAGGAACGGGACAGUUACAGAAAAUUUGAGAGUGAUUUGAAGAAGCUUCAAGACGAAUUGACAAAAGUAAAGAAAGAACUUCCAACUCGUGAAUCCGAUCGGAAUUUGAGUUAUAAAGACAUGCAAGUGCAGACCGAUACGAGUCCUGUAGACUCAGAAAAGGCGACAUUAAAUCGUGAACGAGACGAGCUGAUGAGUCUAAUAAGGGUACAGCAAUCACGAAUAGAGGAAUUAACAAAACGGACUGUUUCACUAUCGCGACAACUCGAAGAGGCACAAAUAACUAAGAGACCAUCUAUUGAGAUUCCAACAACGGUAGUAAGAUUUUCAAAAACAAGCACUUUUUUGAGUGAAUCGAGUUCGACUGAGGAUAUCUUACAUGAUGCGAAAAUGCGGCUCCGUCGUUUGGAGGAAGAAAGUCUCAAAGCGGAUCAGUGUUAUUUUAACUGUAUAACAACGUCUCCGUUAUGACGUAUAAUCAUAUGAAUAUCACAAUUUUCAUGUCAUUAGAAGCAUUACGAAACAAAAAAAUACGAAAACCGUCCAAAUAUUUGUCGUGUGUACCUGAUUUUUAUUUUUAUUUUCUCUAUUUUUUGGAACAAUACUCAUGGAAAUGUAAUCAACGCCUUUUUUUGUACGUUUUAUUGUAUAAAAUUGGAUGUAAUACUUGAUAUAAAAUGUAUUCACUAUUGAUCUUUAUUAUUUUGAAUUCUAUUUUAAUUACAUACAACAUUCAAUCAAACGUAUCAUAUAAAAUGUAAGUCAAAUUCCAUUCGUCGUUUUGUAACAUCAUCUUCGUUUUGGAUCCGAACUUCUCCUAGUACACCAUAGUUAAGGAAAUCAUGUGAACAACUAUUUAUCCGACGGAUUAAAAGCAAAGAUCGAUAGUUUAGAUAAAUAAUAAAUUGUUAGUCAAAAUCA
Venturia canescens is the source of this 1949-nucleotide messenger RNA. RefSeq names its product centrosomal protein of 63 kDa-like. The transcript is spliced from 4 exons. Gene Ontology annotation, molecular function: protein binding. The coding region runs from base 192 to 1499 and encodes 435 amino acids. The record is from RefSeq and is a predicted model, not a curated record. Lineage: Eukaryota; Metazoa; Arthropoda; Insecta; Hymenoptera; Ichneumonidae.